Messenger RNA from Staurois parvus, 939 nucleotides. The record is from the annotation of a GenBank genome assembly. Lineage: Eukaryota; Metazoa; Chordata; Amphibia; Anura; Ranidae.
AUGGGUUUAGUGGUGGUCCUAGCUACUUUUGUUAAUGGUAUGGUUAUAGCAGUCACAAUUACGUAUAAGAAGCUAAGGUCCCCUCUGAAUUACAUACUAGUCAACCUUGCCAUAGCUGAUCUGCUUGUCACUAUUUUUGGGAGUAGUGUUUGUUUCCACAACAACAUCUUUGGGUACUUUACUUUAGGCAAAGCAUUGUGUGAAUUUGAAGGAUUCAUGGUAUCCCUAACAGGUAUUGUGGGCCUCUGGUCACUUGCAAUAUUAGCAUUUGAAAGAUACCUAGUAAUCUGUAAACCCAUGGGGGAUUUCCGUUUUCAGAAGAAACAUGCUAUUAUGGGGUGUUCAUUCACCUGGAUUUGGGCUAGCAUAUGGACAUCUCCACCUUUGUUUGGCUGGUGCAGCUAUGUUCCUGAAGGUCUGAGGACAUCAUGUGGACCCAACUGGUACUCCGGAGGUACAAACAAUAACAGUUAUAUAAUGGCUUUAUUCAUGGCUUGCUUCGUUACGCCUCUUAGUACUAUCAUAUUCUCUUACUCUAACCUCCUAAUGGCAUUACGAGCAGUGGCUGCUCAGCAGAAAGAAUCCGAGACCACACAGAGGGCUGAGCGAGAGGUGUCCAGAAUGGUCAUUGCUAUGGUAUUGGCCUUUCUUGUCUGCUGGUUACCCUAUGCUGCAUUUGCAAUAGUUGCAGCAUCCAAUAAAGACAUUGUUAUUGAUCCGACAUUAGCAUCAAUGCCUUCUUACUUCUCAAAAACUGCUACAGUAUACAACCCUGUCAUCUAUGUCUUCAUGAAUAAGCAGUUCCGAAACUGCUUAAUGACUCUUAUAUGCUGUGGACGCAACCCUUUUGGUGGUGAGGAUGAAACAAGCACGGCCAGCGUCCGUACAGAUGUCACUUCAGUGUCUGAAGGAGGUGGAAACAAGGUCACACCAGCAUGA